AUGUUUAAAGGUAAAAAGUUGAAAGAUGUAUUAAAAUCUUCUAGUAAAUCAGAUGGUCAAACAUCUAGUAAAAAAGCUAGCGACAGUGGUGGCUCUUCGAGGUUUAAGAGUAUGUCAAGUGCGUUUAAAUCUUCUAGUAUUCCUGAGAUAUCUUCUAGUGGUUCUGGUAUGUCAAGAAUUUUUGCAGCUUCUGAAAUUAAUAAACAUGGUAUUAGGGGAAGGAUAACUGCAACAGCGUUUGAUCAAACUCAAAGUUUAUUAGCUAUUGCUACUGAUGCUGGUGAUUUGCAUGUGUAUGGUCAGAAACAAGUGGAGGUCGUUUUCACGUUUGAUGGCAAAGCUCCAAUUAAAGAAAUUAUCUUUAUUAAAGGUAUAUAUUUAGCUGCAAUUGAUGAAAAAGAUGUAAUAAUGAUAUUAUCCUUAUACUCUAAAAAAGUUUUAACUACGGUUUUCACUCCAGGUAAGUUGACAUGUGUCGAGACUGAUCCAUCUCUAGAUUGGAUUUUAUUAGGUCUACAAAGUGGUACUAUUAUAGCUUAUGAUGUCGAUAGAGAUCAGAUGUCUCAUUUUAAGAUAGAAAAUUUACAGAAAUUAAAUUUCUUUAAGAAGGGUAGAGUAUCCCCAGUGGUAUCUAUGCAAUGGAAUCCAAGGGACCUUGCUACUGUUCUGAUCUCAUAUGAACAGUCUACUGUAAUAUUUUCAUUAGCUGAUAAUUCGGUUAAGCAACAUUUUAUAUACGAAUUACCUCCAAAUGCACCAGGUGGUGAAUAUUCAAUGGAUAUCUCAGAAACCCGUUAUCCAAAAGUUAUCCAAUCUUUGUACCACCCUAAUUCAUUGCAUAUAUUAACUGUCCAUGAAGAUAACUCUUUGGUAUUUUGGGAUGCAAACACAGGUCAACUUAUCCAAGCGAGAACAUGUUUCGAAACGGACGUUCACAAACCUCAACCUGGGUUGGUUAAAAUGGCACCUACUGGUAUUCCAAGAGUAAGAAAAGCUGCUUGGAUUUGUCAAAACAAUCCCGAGUAUACCUCACUGUUGAUUGCAAAUAGCUUUUCUGAAGAUGCUUCAAGACAACAAAACUUGGUCUAUAUAGAUCUCGGAGGUACUCCACUAUAUACCCUAACCACUUAUGAUGCAAUGAGUAAGUUUUAUUCGAGACCUAAAGAACAGAAAAUCUUCCCAUUGCUUAAAGAAUCUAAGAUUGUGAAUUUUUUACCAUUACCUAGAGCUUCCCCAUUCUUUGGAGGUUCACAUGAUCCUGCUAUAAUCCUUUUGUUUUUUGAGAAUGGUGAGAUGGAAACUAUGUUAUUUCCUUCAGGGGCUUUAAGUACAAAAUCUACUCUCUUGCCUCAAAGUCUAUCUUGGGUAAGACCGUUUGCAACAAAAUCGGUAGGUGUAUCAGUUCCAAAGAAGUUAUGGCUUGGUAUGAUGUCGAAUGCAAGAAAUGAAACUGGAAUCUUAAAGGGUGGUUUCCCAGUAAAGAAAGAUACAAGAGUUCAAGAAGUUAGAUCAGCGAUAGCAACGGGCCAUUCUAAUGGAUCUGUUAGAAUUUGGGAUGCUUCCCCAGCUGAGUUAGAAGAUACAUCGGUAUAUGAAGUCAAUCUAGGGUCAAUUUUGAAUGUCGGUAAAAACUUUGCUGUGACAAAUAUCUCUUUUUCUGCAGACACUUUAGAAUUAUCAGUGGCAAUUGAAUCUGGUGAUGUAGUAUUUUUCAAAUUCGAAACAAAUCCUAAUUAUUCUCCUAAUGGAGCCAAUGAGAAACAGAUGGAAAUGAAAUUUAGAAGAUUUUCUUUGAAUUCUUCAAAUGACGUGCUGAUUGAUGUCAGCGAUAGAGCUCCUACUAAUAUGAAUAAAGGUAUGAUUCCAAGCAUCGUGGUUCACUUAAACAGAGGUGCCGUCUCUGCUGUUAGAAAUAGUAACAUCGGUUUCGUUGCUAUCGCCUAUAAAGAAGGUAGUAUAAUAUUGGUCGAUAGAAGAGGUCCAGCAAUUAUUCAUUCUGAUAAUCUUAAGAAAAUUUCAAGGUUAAAUAGUAACUGCGUUACAUAUAUCGAUUUUUUUAUUUUAGAAUAUGGUGCAGAAGGUUACAGCAGUAUUGUAAUGCUUUGUGGUACCGAUGCAGGUGAAUUGUUAACUUAUAAGAUAUUACCUGCUCAAAAUGGUAGAUUUGUCGUUGAGCUAAUCGAAGUUGUUCAAUCCAACGAUCCUUCUCCAGUUAGAUAUAUCGGUGCCUUUGAUAAGACAAUUGGUCGUUCUUGUAUAGCAACAAUUGCAAAAAUGCAAGAAUUAAGUAAAGGUGUCCCAAUUCCAGGUUAUGUUGUUGUAGCUACUGAAGCUGAUGCAAGAAUUGUAAAAGUUGGUAAAUCCAAAGAAAGUCAUAAGUCAUUUAAAGCCCCAGUUGCAUCAUCUUCAUUAAGUUUCAUUCCAUACCUAGGUAGUAAAGGUGAGCAAAAAUUAGCCACCGUCUUGGUAAAUAUACUGGUAAAUGGUGAAAUCAAGAUUUUAUCGACUCCAGACUUAAAGGAAGUCAAAUCAUUGAGAUCGCCAGUCGCUUUACAAUCCAAGUAUAUGCAAGAAUCAAGUGUUCUUGAGAAUGGUGAUAUACUUGUUAGAAGUGGCCAGUUUAAUGCAGUUCUGUUGAGUGUAGUUAAUGAAUUCGCGACAGGUUUACGCAGACAACCUGUAGAUAAUAACAAAUUGCAAUCUACUGACACAUUAUACAAUCCAACUCUGAAAAUUCCGUACAGACCUCAAGUAAGUUCAUUACAAUGGGCAAGAGGUACUGUCAUGAUAACUGCCAGUCAAUUGGAUUCAUUAUUGAGUGGAGAAAAGAGACCUCCUUCCAAAUACGAAGAAAGUGCUAUUGCGUUAGGUACUGUUACAUUAAAGCCACCAAAGAAGAGCACACAAAAAAUGGUUGAAGCAGGUGGGCAAUACAAACCAGAAGAUAUGGCAUAUAAAGUACCAGUAAGACACAACCAAAAGAGUGGUGGAUACGGUAUUUUUAAAAGUGUUGCAAGAACAGUGGAAACACAGUACGAUUAUAUCGAAAGCAACAUUAACGAAUAUGCCACUGCUAUGGGUGACAGUAUGAAUGAAGCAAUGGAAGAUACAAGUAAAGAUUUGAUGAAAGGUGCCAUAGGUUUUUAA
This is a messenger RNA of Vanderwaltozyma polyspora DSM 70294, 3147 nucleotides long. RefSeq lists its product as uncharacterized. The record is from RefSeq and is a predicted model, not a curated record. The transcript has a single exon. The coding region runs from base 1 to 3147 and encodes 1048 amino acids. Gene Ontology annotation, molecular function: GTPase activator activity; myosin II binding; syntaxin binding. NCBI's taxonomy places the organism in Eukaryota, Fungi, Ascomycota, Saccharomycetes, Saccharomycetales, Saccharomycetaceae. Gene Ontology annotation, cellular component: cytoplasm; plasma membrane. Gene Ontology annotation, biological process: establishment of cell polarity; regulation of protein secretion; regulation of exocytosis.